UCGCCGCCGUGUCCCUGCGCUGCUCCAGCCAGUCUCCUUUAGGGCUUGUGGCCUCGAUGUCCUUCCCUCGUUGUGCCCUGUUGUGGGCUCGGCUCCCGGCGGGGCGCCACGCUGGCCACCCGGCAGCCGUCUGCUCUGCCCUUCGCGCCCACGUGGGGCUCUUUCCUGGGUCUCUGGGGCGCGUUCCGGCCGUUGCCUCCGCCUCCUCCUCUGCCUCAGGGGGUUCUAAAGCCCCGAACACAUCCUUGUUCGUGCCGCUGACUGUGAAACCUCAGGGCCCUAGCGCGGAUGGCGAUGUCGGGGCCGAGCUAACCCGUCCUCUGGACAAGAAUGAAGUAAAGAAGAUCUUAGACAAGUUUUACAAGAGGAAAGAAAUUCAGAAGUUGGGUGCUGAUUAUGGACUUGAUGCUCGUCUCUUCCACCAAGCUUUCAUAAGCUUUAGAAAUUAUAUCAUGCAGUCUCACUCCCUGGAUGUGGACAUUCACAUUAUUUUGAAUGAUAUUUGCUUCAGUGCAGCUCAUGUGGAUGAUUUAUUUCCAUUUUUCUUGAGACACGCGAAGCAGAUGUUUCCAGUGUUGGAAUGUAAGGAUGAUCUACGUAAAAUCAGUGACUUAAGAAUACCUCCUAAUUGGUACCCAGAAGCCAGAGCCAUACAGCGGAAGAUAAUCUUCCAUUCAGGCCCCACAAACAGUGGAAAGACUUAUCACGCAAUCCAGAAAUACUUGUCAGCAAAAUCUGGAGUGUAUUGUGGUCCUUUAAAAUUACUGGCACAUGAGAUCUUCGAAAAGACUAAUGCUGCUGGUGUACCAUGUGACUUGGUAACCGGUGAAGAACGCGUGACAGUAGGGCUAGAUGGGAAGCAGGCGGCCCAUGUUGCUUGUACUGUUGAGAUGUGCAGUGUCACAACUCCUUAUGAAGUGGCUGUGAUUGAUGAAAUUCAAAUGAUUAAAGAUCCAGCCAGAGGAUGGGCCUGGACCAGAGCACUUCUAGGACUCUGUGCUGAAGAAGUCCAUUUAUGUGGAGAAGCUGCUGCUAUUGACCUGGUUACUGAGCUGAUGUACACGACGGGGGAGGAAGUAGAGGUUCGAACCUAUAAGAGGCUUACCCCCAUUUCUGUGCUGGAUCAUGCUCUAGAAUCAUUAGACAACCUUCGGCCUGGGGACUGCAUUGUCUGUUUUAGCAAGAAUGAUAUUUAUUCUGUGAGUCGACAGAUUGAAAUUCGGGGAUUGGAAUCAGCUGUUAUAUAUGGCAGCCUCCCACCUGGGACCAAACUUGCUCAAGCAAAAAAGUUUAACGAUCCUGAUGAUCCCUGCAAAAUCCUGGUUGCUACGGACGCAAUUGGCAUGGGACUUAACUUGAGCAUAAGACGAAUUAUUUUUUACUCCCUUAUAAAGCCGAGUAUCAGAAAGGGAGAGAAGGAAAUAGAACCAAUUACCACUUCUCAAGCCUUGCAGAUUGCUGGCAGAGCUGGUAGAUUCAGUUCAAAAUAUAAAGAAGGAGAGGUUACAACGAUGCAUCGAGAAGACCUCCGUUUAUUAAAGGAAAUUUUGAAUAGGCCUGUGGAUCCUAUAAGGGCAGCUGGUCUUCAUCCAACUGCUGAACAGAUUGAAAUGUUUGCCUACCAUCUCCCUGACACAACGCUUUCUAAUCUCAUUGAUAUUUUUGUAGACUUUUCACAAGUUGAUGGCCAAUAUUUUGUCUGCAAUUUGGAUGAUUUUAAAUUUUCUGCAGAGUUGAUCCAGCAUAUUCCACUAAGUCUACGGGUGAGGUAUGUUUUCUGCACAGCCCCUAUCAACAAGAAGCAGCCUUUUGUCUGUUCUUCACUGUUACAGUUUGCCAGGCAGUAUAGCAGGAACGAGCCCCUGACCUUCACGUGGUUACGCCGAUAUAUGAAAUGGCCAUUACUUCCACCUAAGAAUAUUAAAGACCUCAUGGAUCUUGAAGCUGUCCAUGAUGUCUUGGAUCUUUACCUGUGGCUAAGCUAUCGGUUUAUAGAUAUGUUUCCAGAUGCCAGCCUUGUUCGAGACCUCCAGAAAGAACUAGAUGGUAUUAUCCAAGAUGGUGUACACAACAUCACCAAACUGAUUAAAAUUUCAGAGACACAUAAGCUAUUGAAUUUGGAGAGCUUGUCAGCAGAGAGCCAGUCUCGUUUGUCGGGAACCUUAAAGAGCCCUAGAAGGAUGCGUCUUACCAAAACUUUGGAGAGUAAAGCUGCGGUACCGCCCACUCGUGCAGCAGAGAAAUCCCUUGCUUCCAGAUUGGUGCAGCAAGGACUCCUUACUGCAGACAUGCUGAAACAGCUAGAAAAAGAGUGGUUGACACGACGAACUGAGUAUGGCAGAGAAAGAACGGAAUCUGGGACUUACUCAAAAGGGACAAGAAGAAAGAAGAAGGAACCUGAUUCGGAUUAGUUUUAUUUUUAUUUUUGGAAAUAAAAUCUGUUUUAAAAUCCUUGUUUUUCCUUAUCUGCAUUUACUGUGUACUGUAGUAUUGUGGCUAUCUCUUAUUGUUUUGUUUUUGUUUUGCCCAGAAAAAAGAACUUUUAAAAAUGAGUAAACUGCUGUUUGUUUCUACAUUUUAAAUAUACGGAAUGUCUUAAGGGAUUUUAUUUAAAGCUUUAGCUAAUGGCCAUUUGUAGUAUAGAACUAAGAUAAUGCACUAUAAGGAACUCUGCAUGGGAAUAAAAUCAGUAUGAUGAAUUGUGUGACCAGUUUCCAACACCGCUGCUGAGGAUAUCAUGGAUGGAAUUCUUUGACAAAUACUGCAUGUACCAGAGGCUCUUCUAGGUGCUGGAAAUAUGCAGUAAGGAAGACAUAUGGAGAUUUUGAUAUGGGAGACAGACAGGAAUAAGUUCAAUACUGUCAGUUCUGUGAGGGCUGAGAUUGUCUGUCUAUUGACUACAAUCUCUUUAGUACCUAGACUAUAGUAGAAGCACAAUCAGUCUUUGUUAAAUGAAUGGAUGUAAUUUCAGAGAUAACUGCUAGGAUAAAGUAGAAUAAGGGAAGAGAGUGACGACAAGUGGUAGCAGUGGGCUGUUUUAGAUGCAGAGGUCUUCUGUGUCCAAAGGCCAGUCUGAUGCACAGUGGCCUCUACUUGUCCAACAAAGUUUUCAGCACACUUUAGAGACAGCUAAAAGGAGCAUAAAGACACAGGCUUUGGAGUUGGACAGACCUGGGUUCAGUUUCUCAUCACUACCAGCUCAGUGACCUUGCCCUCUCUGGGGCUUGGUCUCUUUAUCAGAAGACGAUGGACAAUAAUGCCUACAGAGUUAUUUGGGAGGUUAAAUGUGAUGAGGUGGCAUUUGACAGUACCUGGUGUAUAAGGAAGUGUUUCAUCAGUGAAACUGAAAGUUGGGGUUUGUUCUGGGCUGUGAAUUGGGCUCUUAGCUGAUUUCAAGAACUGAACUAAUUUCUUGAGCAACUGCUAACCAGUCUGACUUCAGACUAGGGAUUAAAUUGGUUUCGGAAAUUGGGUCAAGGGACAGCCAAGUUUGCCAAGCUAGUCAUCUCUCUACCUUUUUCUUUGGUAGUUCUGAGUUCAUAUGAUUUUUCAUUUAAUUGAGAUGUCAAGCUUUAUUCUUGUAACCUUUGCCUCUGUGGAAAUAAAGGCUGA
Rhinolophus ferrumequinum (greater horseshoe bat) is the source of this 3612-nucleotide messenger RNA. It is a transcript of the gene SUPV3L1, whose product is annotated as Suv3 like RNA helicase. Gene Ontology annotation, molecular function: RNA helicase activity; ATP binding; hydrolase activity, acting on acid anhydrides. Gene Ontology annotation, biological process: mitochondrial RNA 3'-end processing; RNA catabolic process. Lineage: Eukaryota; Metazoa; Chordata; Mammalia; Chiroptera; Rhinolophidae. The record is from RefSeq and is a predicted model, not a curated record. Gene Ontology annotation, cellular component: mitochondrial degradosome.